GGGGUGGGGCCAGGCGGAGGGCGCAGCGGCCAGCGGCGGGUCUAGCGCUCCAUCCCUCCCCCGCUCCCUCGGACGGCGCCGCUUCCCGUGCCGGGCCCGGCAGGUGCGCCGGUCCCCUCGGCGUGUCCCCCCCACCCUUCCCGCCUCCGGUGUCCUCCUCCUCCUCCUCCUCCAGGCUGGCCGCCAUGCUGCCCCCGCAGCACGCCCUCCCCUGCAACCUCAACCACCUGCGCCUGCAGCACGUGGCGCUGGGGCUGCGCCUGGCCCGCCGGCCCGAGCUCCGGGAGGGGACCCCCGGGGGGCCGCCCCCCGCCCCGGGGCCCCCCCCCCGCCACCUCCGCCCCGCCGCCUCGCUCGACGCCAACUCCAACAGCCCGGCCGUGCCCUGCCGCUGCUGCCGGGGGCACGGGCUCCAGACCGCCGGGGGGCCGCCCCGCCGCCCCGACGACGAGGAGGAGGAGGAGGACGACGACGACGGAGGACGGGCCCGAGACCAGGCCCAGGUCCAAGACCAGGCCCAGGCCCAAGUCCAGGCCCAAGACCAGGCCCAGGCCCAAGUCCAGGCCCAAGACCAGGCCCAAGUCCAGGCCCAAGACCAGGUCCAGGCCCAAGACCAGGUCCAGGCCCAGGCCCAGGCCCAAGUCCAGGCCCAAGACCAGGUCCAGGCCCAGGCCCAGGCCCAAGUCCAGGCCCAAGACCAGUUCCAGGCCAAAGCCCAGGCCCAAGACCAGGCCCAAGUCCAGGCCCAAGACCAGGUCCAGGCCAAAGCCCGGGCCCAAGACCGGAUCCGGGCCCAAGACCAGGCCGAGGUCCAGACCCAGGCCCAAGCCCAGGCCCGGGCCGGGCCCCGGAGCCCGGCCCCGGCCCCGUGCUCCGAUGGGACCCCGGAGGCCGGGCCGCCGCUGGACGCCAACCGCAACGCCGUCGCCGUGGCGUCCUCACCCCCAAGCCCCCCGCGCCGCACCGUCACGUCCUUCCACGAGCUGGCCAAGAGGCGCAAGCGGGGCCCGGGCCCUCCGCCCGCGCCGGUCCCCAAGGAGCGGGCCGACUGGCUGAUCGUCUUCUCGCCCGACGCCGAGCGGCCUCCCGUCGGGGCCCCGGCCGGCCCGGGCCCCCCGGCCCGCCGGCCGGUCACCUUCCGGGAGCUGCGCCUGCAGCGGCGUCCGCCUCCGCCGGUCCCCCCGCGGGACCCCCCGCGCGUCCGGCCCCCGGGCCCCGCCCGCCCGCCCCCGGUGCCCCCGCGGAGGAAGAAGACGCGUCCGGGCGGCCUGCAGCCCAUCGCCGAGGGGCGUCCGGGGGCGUCCGGCCGGGGGGAUCGGCCCGGCGGGGCGGAGGAGGGUAAGGACGAGCGGGGGACGGCGGGGGCCGCCCCUCGGCCUCCGCUCGCCUCCCUGGGGUCGGGCCUCGUGUCUUCCCGCCCUUUCGAGGAGGAGGAGGAGGAGGGGCGGCGGCGGCUCCCGGUCCGCCUGUCCCCGGUGGGCGCCUACUCGCCCCCGGCGCGCGGCGCGCUCCCCUGCCUGCCCAGCCCGGAGCUGGCGCUGCUGCUGCUGUCCCCGCUCUUCCCCCGGGGCGGCACCUUCCCCGCCGCGCCCCCGCCCCGCCAGGUCGCCGGUCCGUGGCCGCCGCCGCCGCCGCCGCCGCCGUCGAAGCCCCGGAGCCGGACCCCGCCCCCGCCUUCGUCGUCGUCGUCGUCGCGGUCGUUGGCCGGUUUGCCCGGGACCCCCCGGCUGUGCAUGGAGGACGCCGAGCGGGCAGCGGACCGGCCCCACGACCGGAAGAAAGGGCUCCUGGUCGCGGUCAGCGCCUCGGUGGACAAGAUCGUCGCCCACUUCGGAGCCGCCCGGAACCUCGUGCAGAAGGCCCAGCUGGGGGACAGCCGGCUGAGCCCCGAGGUGGGGCACCUGGUCCUGGGCGGCCUGUGCCCGGCGCUGCACGCCCUGGUGGCCGACGGGCUGAAGCCCUUCCGGAAGGACGUGAUCACGGGUCAGCGACGCAGCAGCCCCUGGACCGUGGUGGAGGCCUCCGUGCGAGCCGACCCCCGCGGAGGGUCCCUGGGAGCCCUCCACCGCCAGAUCUCCCGCCUGACGCCCCUGGGCAGCAGCCGGAGCCGCUUCCACGCCUUCGUCCUCGGCCUGCUCAACACCAAGCAGCUGGAGCUGUGGUUCUGCCGCCUUCAGGAGGAUGAAGGCCUCCUGUCCGUCCUCUACGUGCCCUCGGCCUUCCUGUGGCCGGCCCGAGAGGCCCGCCCGCCGCCGGCCCGGGAGCUGCUGCUCCUGCUGCAGCCCCUGUCGGUGCUGUCCUUCCGCCUGGACCUGCUCUUCGAGCACCGCCACCACCUGCCCCCCGCGGGCCCCUCCGACCGGGCCCCGCCGCCCCCGCCGGCCCCGGGCCUGCAGCAGACCGUGCGGGCCGUGCUGGGCUGGGGCCGGCGCCCGGCCCCGGCCCCUCUCCCUGCCGUCCCCCCGCCGGACGGCUGGUGGGGCCGGCUGACCCGGGCCACCCGCGUCUACGCCUCCGGGCCGGGCCGGCCCCGGGGAGGCCAGACCCCCGACGGGGAGGCCGGGGCCGGGCGGAGCCGGUGGCUGGGACGGCCGUUCGGCGUGCCGGGAGUCGCGGUGGAGGGCGAGAGCGGCGCGCCGAGGACCAGGAGACCCUCCAGCUGGUUGCCCCCGGCCAUCAACGUCCUGGCCCUGGUCAAGAAGGGGGAACUUCCCCAGCCGGAUCUCAGGCCCGAGGACCCCGAGGACCCCGAUCAUCCUGCUCCCAGCCCGCCCCAGGCCCACAGGGCGGUCCGAGCGCUGUGCGACCACGUGGCGGCGGGGCCGGACCAACUCAGCUUCCAGAAGGGGGAGAUCCUCCGGGUGGUCUCCACCGUGGACGAAGACUGGCUGCGCUGCGGCCGGGAGGGGGCCGAGGGGCUGGUGCCGGUGGGCUACACCUCCCUCAUCCUUUAGCACCGGCCCCGCUUCGCCGCCCCCCGCCCUCGUGGGAGCGGCUUCCUUCACACCUCCCCCCCUCCCCGGAAUGGAAUGGCCCUGCUCUAGUUCCCCCCCCCGCGUUCCCGCUGUACAAUGGAACGUCCCGGGGGCGCCCCCCCCGCACCCGUAUGUAAAUGGAACGUCCCGCGUAUCCGCCCCAUGUAAAUGGCCUCGCCCACGUCGCUCCGGAAGGGGAACCUCCCCCCCCAACCUUCCCGUGAAUGGAAUGUCCCACUCCUCGGCGCGCGUGCGCGUCCCCCCCCGCCUUUCCGAUGGCUCCGUCCGCAGCCCUGCCCGGAGUUGGGUCAAGGGCGGGCAGCGGGACCGGAAGCGGCCCAAUAAAGUCUCAAGGAGUGGA
This is a messenger RNA of Ornithorhynchus anatinus (platypus), 3336 nucleotides long. RefSeq names its product RUN and SH3 domain containing 1 (gene RUSC1). The record is from RefSeq and is a predicted model, not a curated record. Gene Ontology annotation, cellular component: cytoplasmic vesicle. NCBI's taxonomy places the organism in Eukaryota, Metazoa, Chordata, Mammalia, Monotremata, Ornithorhynchidae. Gene Ontology annotation, molecular function: protein binding.